Messenger RNA from Ahaetulla prasina, 880 nucleotides. It is a transcript of the gene MCEE, whose product is annotated as methylmalonyl-CoA epimerase. Gene Ontology annotation, molecular function: methylmalonyl-CoA epimerase activity. Lineage: Eukaryota; Metazoa; Chordata; Lepidosauria; Squamata; Colubridae. Gene Ontology annotation, biological process: L-methylmalonyl-CoA metabolic process. The record is from RefSeq and is a predicted model, not a curated record. Bases 75 to 584 code for a protein of 169 amino acids. The transcript is spliced from 3 exons. Gene Ontology annotation, cellular component: mitochondrion.
CGUUGCCAGUUCUCUUUUGGCUUCACUGCGCCGAAAAGGCGGAGGAGCCGAGCCUGGCCGUGCCAGGCAUAAAGAUGGCCGCCCUCAAGGCUAAACUGGUGGCAGGUCUUUUUGCGCGCCUCCACUGGAGAACUCCGCUGGUCAGAGGGUUCUCAGACCGGGCGAUUCCCCAACCUUUGUGGAAGUUGGGUCAGCUCAACCACGUGGCCAUCGCCGUGCCUGACCUGGAAAAAGCCACUGCUUUGUACAGGGAUGUGCUACAAGCCCGAGUGAGUGAGGUCCUUCCCCUCCCCGACCACGGGGUCUACACGGUCUUCGUGGAGCUGGGGAACACGAAACUGGAACUUCUGCACCCCCUGGGAGAAAAGAGCCCCAUCACGGGUUUCCUGCAGAAAAACAAGGCCGGGGGAAUGCAUCACAUCUGCCUGGAGGUGGACAAUAUCGCCAAUGCCAUCGAAGAGCUGAAGAAGAAAAAGAUCCGCGUUCUGAGUGACAAACCACAAAUCGGUGCUCAUGGAAAGCCGGUGGUUUUCCUGCACCCCAAAGACUGCGAUGGGGUCCUGGUAGAACUUGAACAAGCCUAGUUCUCCAAGAAGGAGGAUGUGCCCAUCCCACAUGGCAGGAACUCCUGUUAGCCAAGGAGAGACUUUGCACCUCUCUUCUCUGUGGCACAUAUCUGAGGUGCCCCGGUGGGGCUCCCAAAACUUCAGGGCCCCUAUUUUAAAGGGGCAGGAAUGGCGGCAGUUUCUGCUGAGAAAUCCUGGUCAUCAGCGGGCAUUUUUCAGGGAAUGCACCCCAAUAAACAGUGUAACCGGAAAUAUGGAAGCAAAACUUCCCAUAAAGAAUUACAAAUUUACAAUUAAAAACCAAGGAGAAAUGG